UCCAAAAUAUCUGCUUGUUUAUGCGCGGGAUACAUGGCGGAACCGGCAGCGCAGGUCGGCACUGUUGUGGCGGGAAAGUGUUGGAAUGGAUCGUGACAGUGAUUAAGCUGGAAAUGUAGCAUUUCUAACAGCGAACUGCCCUAUUGUGGCCACUUGCUUUCUAAUGGUGCAUAGUACGUCUACGGAAAGAAAAUUGCGUAGCUACCAUGCCGGCUACACAAGAUAACGGAACCGAUCGCGUCAGGUCGCUGCGGCCAAGAAAACCAAGAGAUGUUGCCUCGUCCGACGACUGCAAGGGCAGCCAGAAUGGCGAAUUAUCUCAAGGACCCAGUGUUCACCGACCGGCUCGCCGCCGAGGCGCGAAGUUGUCAAUGUCGUCCUCAAAGCCACUUGCAAAAAGUGAAGACGCGAAACAAGGGGACACGUUCGUGAAAGUGCAAGAAGAAUGCCGUUUGGGAAGCCAAGCUUGGACGGACAAGUACAAACCUUCGAAAUCAUGCCCCUUCGUCGGUAACGAUCCAACGAUUGCCGAACUGCGGUCUUGGCUAUUGCAGUGGAAAAACAAGCCUUCAAAUGCAGAGCGAUCCAACUCGCGACGUUCCUUGAGUGAUUCCGAAGAUUCUACAGAGGGACUGAGCAAUUGCUACUUGCUUGCGGGUCCUCCAGGUGUUGGAAAAACAAGCUCUGUUUACUACCUUGCGGAAGAACUAGGUUUCAAGGUGCUUGAAGUUCAUGCGUCAAGCGAGAGACCGGGCAAGAAAAUCCUGGCUGAAUUGCAUGAAGCUACGCAGUCCCAUCAUGUGGAGGGCAGCAGACUGUCGUUUCCAGCUGUUGCAGCACCAAACACCACCGCUAACACGGACAAAGCAAAGGUUCAAAAGAAGGCGAAAAGCGCCGGCCCCCUGCAGCAGAUGUUUGAGAGAGCUGCUGCAAAAAGCCAAGAAAAGCCAGCGAAGAUGGUUGGUGAGAGCACUGCAAAAAAGUCUGGCAAGGGGCCUUUGGAUAGCUACUUUUCUGCAAACAGUGAUACAAAGCAGACACCAAAGGUGUCAGCUACAUCAAGCACUUUCAAACCCACAACUAAAACAAGUCCUAAAGGGACAUUACUUGAAUACUUUGCAACACCACCGUUAAAGAAAGGCAUGGACUUGACUGCAGCAAAAGAGACCAAGAACUUAGGCAAGCAACACCGGUGUGGUUCCCAGAGUAGCAAACGUUCAUUGAAGAAGGUGCCUUCAUCUGGUUCUUCUGAUGAUGAUAAUGAUGAGCUUGUUAGUGUAGUUUCAAAAAUUAAAUGUGGAAAGGCUUCCGGAACCGAAGAUACAAAAGGAAAGGCUGUUGAAACAAAAAGAAAGGGAAAGAGAGUGUGUGCAUUGUCUGAUGAUGACGACAUUAUCAUGGUGUCAGAAGUAAAAAAACGUGCCCAGAAGCAACCGUCAGCUGAACCAGCCAAGGUGCCUGUCAAGAAACAAAAGGUAGAUGAACUGCCCAGAGAAAGUUCGCUGCAGAAAAUAUUUUCUGUAAAGUCUUCAGGACAGGAUUCAUCGACAUUAACAUUCUCAAGCCAUACAAUCAUAUUAUUUGAUGAUGUUGACACCAUCUUUGAACAAGACGAUGGCUUCUGGAGUGCUGUGGAAUCUGUUCUGACGAUUACUAAGAAGCCCGUGAUCUUUACAGCCACCAGGAACCUCAUGCAGAUAAGGACGAAACUUCCCAGUGGCUGUCCAGUUGCUGAAUUUGUUCAUCCAAAGCCAGAGGAAGUUUCUAAGCUGGCUAUGCAUAUCUUCAAAUCUGAAGCUCUCAAUUCGCCAUUCAGUGAGAGCGUCAGUUUCUUGCUGCAAUACUACCAUUGUGAUGUGAGGAAAUGUGUACUGCAGCUGCAGCUUGAUUCUGCAUUGUAUAUACUGGGGCAACAUACUGAGCACACUUUCCAUGCCGAGGCUCUACCAGUUGGAGAUGGCCUGCACAAGCUGCUUCACUCGAAAGUACUGGAUACGUGUGUAAUCACCCAGCGCAAGUUUGAAGAGCUAGGUUUGGACAUAAGUCACCUCUGUUUGACUAAUGUGCUUCCACUGUCCACCGUUCCUGUAACAAUGCCACAGGAAGUGGAUUCUGAUGACGAUCUGAAUGCAGUGGAGAGUAAUAAUGCUCUGGACUCUAGCUGGCUUUCUGAUGAAGGAAGCAGUGAUGUCCGUGAAUGCAAGCCAUUACCAGACAGUUGCAUCAAGAAGGAAGUGCAUCCACAAGCCUCCUUAAUUAGGCAGUGCUUAUUUGAGCUUGCUGGUAUGUUUGAUGCCUUUAGCACUGUUGACUGCCUCUCUGGUUGCCUUGGCAGAUGUGCCUACAGUACUUCAAGUCUACUACCUUUUGACAGUGUAGAAGCAUGGCAAAAUGGCAAAACUUUAGCACCAACUGUAGAUGUAGGUGAGCUUACUGUGCCUUUUGCUGUGACUGAUGCCUUAGCUUAUAUAAAGAUGGGCUCUAUGAAGCUGGCAACUUCCAAGCUUGAGAAAAGUCUCGACAGUAUAGUGUGUCCUGUCCCGGAGUUGAAAUUGGUGAUUUCCCCUUCUGUUCCAAGUCUGUGUAACAUUUAUCAGAUUGCAGAGGAAAACAGGUUUUGGAGUAAAUGUCGCCAACAUAUCACAGACUCUGGGAUUCCUCCAAGUGUAGUGUUGAACAAACGUGCUGUGUCUGAUUACAUCGAUGCUCUGCAAGUAAUCUGUAAGUGUGAGAAACGUCGAAAAAAACUGAAGGCUAAACGAGCACAGAGGUUUCUACAUUAUCUCAAUUCUUCAGGAAUCUUCUUGCCGAGUCACUUGAUUGCGGCUUUAUGCAAGGGUUUCCGCCCAUAGUUCUGAGCAAGGACACUCCAUUUGUGUACCACAACCCCUGUUU
This is a messenger RNA of Dermacentor andersoni, 2895 nucleotides long. RefSeq lists its product as uncharacterized. Gene Ontology annotation, cellular component: nucleus. NCBI's taxonomy places the organism in Eukaryota, Metazoa, Arthropoda, Arachnida, Ixodida, Ixodidae. The record is from RefSeq and is a predicted model, not a curated record. Gene Ontology annotation, molecular function: DNA binding; DNA clamp unloader activity; ATP hydrolysis activity.